GAUCCACGAUAUAAAGAUCAUUACUUGGAUGUGGGGAAAAAGCUGCGCACACGAGAAAUGAUCCAGGCCGAGUUGGAUUUGGGAAAGCCGCUAGGUAAUGGAGACGAUCAGGUGAUGCACAGCGCAGGAGAUGAAAACAGCGCAGAGAGUAAACGGGCUCGUACUACAGAUGAGCCGCGCACAGUCUCGCUGUCUGACAUGUUCGAUGAGAUCCUCCAAGAGAAUAACCCAUUUGCAAGACAGAGGACAAGCUCAACCGCUCAACAGUUAGAUGGUUAUCUCUCAGAAGUCCCCAUCCCCAGGAGCAAUAACCCUCUCAAAUUUUGGAGGACCAAUCAAGGCCGCUUUCCCGACCUGGCACAGAUGGCACGCAGGUACUUGUCUGCUCCAUGCACAAGCACCGACAGCGAGAGACUGUUUAGUGCUGCAUCUCAUGUCAUCGAUGAGACGAGGAACCGACUUUCAUGUGAGAAAGCAGAGAAGCUACUUUUCAUAAAGAAGAACCUUUUCCUGAAGAAGUAGGCUAAGUAGGCUUAU
Messenger RNA from Polypterus senegalus (gray bichir), 537 nucleotides. Its product is annotated as zinc finger BED domain-containing protein 4-like. Gene Ontology annotation, molecular function: protein dimerization activity. The transcript is spliced from 2 exons. The record is from RefSeq and is a predicted model, not a curated record. NCBI's taxonomy places the organism in Eukaryota, Metazoa, Chordata, Cladistia, Polypteriformes, Polypteridae. The coding region runs from base 58 to 522 and encodes 154 amino acids.